UUCGCUGUUCAGGUGGGUGACAAUAAAGAAACCAGAAACCCGCUGCGACGCCAAAACAGACCGAACAAAAUCAUUGUUUAUUUCAUUUUAACAAGCUUGUUAUGCCUAAAAGACCUAAUCCAUUUGGAGAUGCCUCUCCACUCCAAAUGAAGACCCAUGUUGGGACGAAGGAAAUAAAUUUUUUGGGCAUGGACGGAGACAAGAAUAUGAAAACUGUUUAUGAAAAGACAAAACAGCUGUUGUUUACAGGAGCUCAGAAACAAUUGGAUGAUAUCAAUAUAGAUGCUAAUGAAAACUGUGCUUCGAUCCCAAACCAAAAUGUUUCAGGACAAAUGUGCUUAGACAAUACAGGACAUAUAGUUCCCCCAUCAGUACCCUCUGUACAGCCUCCCACACCAACUGAUGAUGAUAAUGAUGAGGAUGGUAUGGAUGUUGAUGCAGUUCUAGUAGAUACAAAUACAAAUAAGAAAAUAUCAGAUUUUUUCACUGUCAAAAAUAUUGCAGAACAAAGACAAAAAGAUAUUCCACAGAAACCAUCAUUAUGAUAGAAAAAAGGCCAAGAAGAAAUGGAUAGUGAUUUGGUUCAACAAACAGAAACAUGUCAGGCUGCAAGAUGAUUUGACAUACAAUUUGUUGGCAAAGAUGGACAGCAUUUUAUAGUUUUGUAUUGUUAAUUUUUUAUGAUACGGUUUUCAAUCUCUUUGCUGUGCAAUGCAUUUAUUUAUUAGCAUUCAUCUUAGAGAAUGGGUUAAUUCUGGAUAUAAUACCAAAAAAAAUGUAAAAUCAUGUAAGAUUCCACUUGACAAUCAAACUGCUUUUAUGGAGUAUUAAAUGAAAGGUAAAGAUUAUUGCCAAUUUUAAGCUGAAAAAAAUUUAUUAUCAGAAAUUGCUGUAUAGUGAGAAUUGAAUAUUAUUAUCAAUUAUAUGAUUGUUCCUUUUUAAAUUACAGUUAAAAAUGAAGUCUUUCUUUUCACUCUAAUUUUGAGGACAUAAAAAAUGUUCUAAUAUGUACUUAGAUAAAAUAUGCUGCUGUUAUGUGUGUUGUUGUAAAUGUUUCUGUAUUAUAUUGAAAAUCAUGGUAAUUUGAACGAAUAUCUGUAAUAUUGAACAUAAAGUUUUUUUAAAACAUUUUCUAAAAUUUAACAAAUUUUCUACAUACUUUUUUUUUUUCCAAAGUUUGCAGAGGAAAUUAGAAUAUUUAUUUGUACAUGUUGAUUACGUUGUAAUUAUGUAUGACAUGGAUUAAAGACAUCUUUGCCCCUUAAAAAACUACUAAUUGCAAUAAAUUGCAUAUGUAGUGUUUAUUUCAUUUGUUUUUAUACUUGCAGCGAACUAGAUAACAAUAGUUCCCACAAUUUAGUGCUAUUUUUCCAAGUAUGCAGCUGAUCUUUUUUUUGAGAAAUUAAUGCUAUUUGGAGAAGAUGGUUAAGGGAUUUUUUUGCUUGUUGACAAAUAAUUUUUAUUAGGAUUUUGUCAAUUGAGUAGAAGUUCUUUACUUGUUUUUUGUCGAGCCUGCGACAGAAAGCUCGACAUAGGGAUAGUGAUCCGGCGGCGGCGGCGUUAGCUAACUUCUUAAAAGUUUUAUAUUUUAGAAGGUGGAAGAUCUGGAUGCUUCAUACUUUGUAUAUGGAUGCCUCAUGUUACGAAGUUUCUGUCAGUCACAUGUCCAAUGUCCUUGACCUCAUUUUCAUGGUUCAGUGACUACUUGAAAAAAAAAUAAAGAUUUUUUGUAAUGUUAAAUUCUCUCUUAUUAUAAGUAAUAGGAUAACUAUAUUUGGUAUGUGCGUACCUAACAAGGUCCUGAUGCCCGUCAGACAGUUUUCAUUUGACCUCGACUUCAUUUUAUGGAUCAGUGAACAAGGUUAAGUUUUGGUGGUCAAGUCCAUAUCUCAGAUACUAUAAGCAAUAGGUCUCGUAUAUUCGGUGUAUGGAAGGACUGUAAGGUGUACAUGUCCAACUGGCAGGUGUCAUCUGACCUUGACCUCAUUUUCAUGGUUCAGUGGUUAUAGUUAAGUUUUUGUGUUUUGGUCUGUUUUUAUUAUACUGUAUGCAAUAGGUCUACUAUAUUUGGUGUAUGGAAUGAUUGUAAGGUGUACAUGUCUAGCUGGCAGGUGUCAUCUGACCUUGACCUCAUUUUCAUGGUUCAGUGGUUAUAGUUAAGUUUUUGUGUUUUGGUCUGUUUUUCCUAUACUGUAUGCAAUAGGUCUACUAUAAUUGGUGUAUGGAAUGAUUGUAAGGUGUACAUGUCUAGCUGGCAGGUGUCAUCUGACCUUGACCUCAUUUUCAUGGUUCAGUGGUCAAAGUUGAGUUUUUGAGUUUUGGUCUUUUUUUCUAAUACUAUAUGCAAGAGUUCAACUAUAUUUGGUGUAUUGGAAUAUUUUAUGAUCUAAAUGUCAGUCACGCAGGUUUUAUGUGACCUUGACCUCAUUUUCAAGGUUCAUUGCUCAGUGUUAAGUUUUUGUGUUUUGGUCUGUUUUUCUUAAACUAUAAGCAAUAGGUCAACUAAAUUUGUUGUAUGGAAGAAUUGUUAGCGGUACAUGCCUGCCUAGCAUGGUUCAUCUGACCUUGACCUCAUUUUCAUGGUUCAUUGGUCAAUGUUUAGUUUACUUGGUUAAUGUUAAGUUUAUGUGACAGUUGUAAUAAAGCUUUAUAUUUAGGACUAUCAACAUAAUAUCAAUGAUUAGUAAAGAAGGCGAGACAUUUCAGCGUGUGCACUCUUGUUUUUAUUUUAUGGAAUAGUUUCCUAAUAGAUGUAUUUACACUUGUAUGCAAAUUUGUCUGCCUUUACUUAAAAUCACACAAGUUCCCGUAAAAUUUGACAUCUCAAUUAGAAAGUGAUUGUUGCUUGACGUCAGAAGGUUAUUCGGAGCAGAUCUAAGGUCAUUCGGAGAAAAUUCAGCUAAAUACCAAAAGUGUAAAUACGGUUAUAGAAAAAUUACUUUAUUACUUCACAGUCUUUUUUUAAUUAUUUCUUUCCUUCUGUUGAUUUAGCUUAUAUGAAAUAUGAUAGAUUUAAAUUUGUAUGGUAACUUAUUUAAUUAACAUCAUCAUAUGUUAAGAAUUGUUUUUUCUCCUAAUCAUCAUCAUACAUUUUCAUAACAUUAUUUUUUUUAUUUUGAAAAUUCCAUGCACAUGUAAAUAAAACUUAUUGUAAAGAAAGGUCACACUUCUGUAAUAUAUCAAGGCUUAGUAACAAUUCCAUUUGAAGUCUAUAAAUUUUCUAAAAUAAAUGAAUAAAAUUAAGAUUUUGGAAUUCUUUUUUUUUAAAUUUAAACAUUAUACUUAACAUCCAAUAACAAAAGUAUAAUGUAUACAAGCUGAAGCCCCGCCUAUCUAUUGAUUGCAGAUGUCAAUCUUAAUUACAAUGCUUGAGCCAACCAAACCUUUAAACUACAAGCGUUAGGAAAAUAGCUCUAAAGUGUUGAUUUCUUCAGAUAUUUUAAAUUGUUCAUCUUGUUGGUCAUUUGACAGAUUUCUGUUCAUCAUCUAUUUUGACGUUCUUCAUUAACAUGGUAUGCCUCAUUCCUGUUUAGAAUCAUGUAUUUCAUUAGUAGUCAACAUGAAUUUUCAUAGUACCAUAAGAAACUUUAAUAUAAAUAUUCAUAUAUUUAUUAUUUAUUUAAGUUUUUGUGAAUUUUGCUGGUUUAUGUCAGAUUGGAUUUGGUAGAUGUUGAUUUGUAAUUAAGUAUUGUGGCCUAAUGUUGUUAUUGCCUCUAAACUCACCCAUUAAUGUCAUUUCAUAGUGUGCAUGAUUUAAAAUAUCAGUGUGUUCUGUUAAUUUGUUGACAAUUUGUUCCAAACAUGUAAUGUUAUUGCCAUUUUUUGCAUGGUGCAAGAUUAUUUUGUUUCAAUUUUGACUUUGCUAUUUUAAAGAAAAUGUGUUGCCAAUUUAUUUAAAUAAAAUUUGUCAGGACCCAUGUCUACCCGGCUUGGUGUCAAUUCCAAAGACUUAUUCCAUGAAAAGAUGGUCAUCCAAAGAGAAGCUUUCUCAAUCAAUUAUUCACCAUUUUACACUAUACAUAAAAAGUAAUCCCAAUAUUUACAGGCAUAAUGUAAAAAAUGUUUGAAUGAUGCAUCAUGGAUCACACCUGAACACGGCAUAAACAUUUUUACAUUUCUUUUAUUUGGUUAUAUUUUACCUCCUUGCAAUCUUUUUAUCUCUAAACUAAUAAGUGUUAUUUAUUAAAGUACUGUACAUUGUCUUUUGAAAUACUUACUGAACUGAAAUAAUGCUGAAUUAGCAAGAAAUUUUUCUUUCAAUCAUUUAAAAAAAAAAUGUUCUUUCAUAGAACUUUAUUGCUUUUUCCUUGGAGUUUCGUAUCGGAUUCGAUGGAAGAAUGCAAUUUUUACAACAGAAAAUUUUUAGGAACUAUGAUGUCAUAAUUGUAUUCAGAUCAAUGAAAACUGAGAAUAACUUUUUGUAAUCAAAAUAAACAGCAGGACAGAACAUUGGCUAAGAGUUGGUAAAAUCCCUGUAAUGUUAGUUUGAAGCAAUGAACACGAUUGACUUUGAAGAUAGAACAAACAUUAUAGAAAAUUCGUCAAUUUAGGUGGUAAUUAACACAACAGGGAGAUAACUCUGUAAAAUCAGUUGAAUGUUUUAAUCACGUUCUAUUGUUAAGGAAAUAUUAAGCUUCUCAAUGAUCAAAAUUAGUGUUUGUCAAACUGCUAUAUAUCCAAUGAAUUUUUUCCAAUAAAGUGUGUGGUUUAAGUUUUUUGAAAUUUUUGUAUGUUUGUCAAAGGGUCAAAGUAAAUAUUUUGUCAAAAUUUUUUGAAAAUUCAACGAUCCAAAUUAAUUUUAGUCAAGGUGUUUGGUACCACCUUAAGGUUGUAACUUGGUUUGUGGAUUGUUAUGCCCACUAUUGUUUAUAUUGUUUACCUAUUAUAAAUCUAUAUUGUUAUAUAUAUGUACUGUGCUGAUGUUGAGCAGGCAAAACAAAGUACUCAUUACUGUUGUAAGUAUUAUGUUUCUUGACAAUAAAAUUAUAGGUAUUAUCA
Messenger RNA from Mytilus californianus (California mussel), 4998 nucleotides. RefSeq lists its product as uncharacterized. Gene Ontology annotation, molecular function: CD27 receptor binding. Bases 102 to 545 code for a protein of 147 amino acids. Gene Ontology annotation, biological process: extrinsic apoptotic signaling pathway. Lineage: Eukaryota; Metazoa; Mollusca; Bivalvia; Mytilida; Mytilidae. The transcript has 4 exons. The record is from RefSeq and is a predicted model, not a curated record.